Messenger RNA from Physella acuta, 1891 nucleotides. RefSeq lists its product as uncharacterized. Lineage: Eukaryota; Metazoa; Mollusca; Gastropoda; Physidae. The record is from RefSeq and is a predicted model, not a curated record.
CGGUUUGGUGAUUGCUUGGCGACUGUAAACAAAGUACUAUCAAAGUAGACUACCUAGAUCGUAGCAAGAGAGAGUUUGUUGAUGCAGACUGUUGCAUUUAAAAAUUUAUAUCGACUGAAAGAAUAAUAUAAAUGAAGUAAAUAUUCUGGUUUGAUUACAUUUUUAAAGAAAUGGCAACCGGACAUAUUUUGCCAGGUUAUGGAGAACCUGUAUCACGACUACGCAGAGUGCGGUCUGCAGGUUUUUAUCCACUGGAUAGUACCGCUCUUCAAAAUCGUCAUAAGGACUUUCAUUUAUCACCCCAGGAAUUCGAAGAGAUAAAAGAAAAUGCCAAAAGGCUAUGGAAUAGCCGAGCACAAAAGCCUACAACUUAUGAAACUUUUCACAAUGGUGGAGAAAUUAACGAACUCACACAAGCCAAAUCUCGACCAUCGUCAAGUGAUCGGCGCAAUAAUCCGCAUCCUCCACAAGUUUUCCUGACUACAAGACUUCGUUAUAUAGAAGGAAAUCCCAAUUUAGACUCGACAAUAAGGAAAAAUCCAUCUCUUUGUCAAGUUUUGAAAAUUACACCAGAGUACCUGGCACAAAAUGAUCCUGCUUUGUUGAGAGUAUAUAAAGACCCAUAUGGCUUCAAGCAAAUCCUCCCUCCAAAAGAAGCACAGGCAGCUGAAGCUUGGGUAAAAUUGGCUGAUGAUGUAGAUCAUGAAAGAGUUUAUGACAUAGUGAGAGACCAUGAAGAGACAAGGAAGCUACAGGAAACUGCAAGAGUGCAACGUCCUAAAAGCUCAUACCCUUCUCUUCAUAGAUGGAUGAAAAAUAGUGGAGUUGAUGAAUACAAUGUAACUUCCAGAAUAAUGCAAACACUGAGGUCAGAUCCCUUGCGGGAUCACCCACCAUGUGAUUACAAUCCACAUAUUAGAAGCCAGUAUCAAUGUUUACCCCAUCUACGCCGAGGUGAAUACAGCAUGCAUCCUGAUUGGCCAUCAACACUUCCUCAUCAUAGAGUUCCUUAAAAUGACAGCUCUAUUUUGAUAACUGGUAGUUAUUUGUACUUAGUGUAGAGCUUAAUUAUGCAUAGCUUCCUCAGAUAUAUUAAAGACUGUCUCAAUGACUGACAAUAAUAAUUAAAAAUAGAACAAAUUCCAUUUUUAUGCGAAGAUGGUUAAUGGUGUAGAAUAUCAAUUCCACCAAUUUUGUUGAUGCAUUUCUCAAACAAGCUCAUUCUAAGUUUUUCUUAGCUCACAAUGCUCAUCUGUGAGUUGGUGGAUAAAUCUUGAGCCACUUAUCUUUCAAAGUAUGUUUAUUUCCUAUAACAAUGAAAGAAUAUCUAAUAUUCAUUCUUAUUAGAUAUUAAAUGAAAUUUUAAAGAUCGAAAGAUAUUCAAUAACAACAAAUGAGAUAUAGGAAGUAAUGGCUCUUCUACCUUUCAGGUGAAGAGCAGAUGACUUAAGUGAUGUCAGGUACAAAGCUAACAUUUUUUGAGGGGCAUUGACUCAAAAACAAAUGAGCUUAUAAAGAAUAUAGAAUUGAUUUUAAAUUAUCUAAUUACUAAAAAGUAUAUUGAUAAAACAAGUGUUAUAAACUUCAAAAUGCACUAAAAGUAAAAAGAAUAUACCUUUCUUUAGAUAGAAAUAGAAUAGUAACCAAUGUCAAAGUGUUAAUGAGAUUUUAUAAGGUUUUAAAUGUAACAAUUGUUUUUAUUUGGUAUUGUGUAGCUGUUGAUUUCAUUACGUAAGUUAUUGUUCAGCAUUUAUAGUGGCACGGGAAUACACAAUUUAUUUCUUACUUUCACUGGAACAAAAUAAGGUACUUAUUGCUGGACAGACAGAAGAAAUGAGUACACCUACAAUUCUAGCACAUGAAGAGAUGUAAUGCCAUUUUUUUUUAAAAU